AUGACCUUAUGCAUUGCCAUGUCCACUUCCGUAGCCUCCAGUGUCUCUACUGGAGAGUCCCUGUCUGAGGAGGAGAUGGCUCAGAUCCUGGAGCAGGUGGAAGAAAAGAAGAAACUCAUCGCCACCAUGAGGAACAAACCCUGGCCCAUGGCAAAGAAGCUCAGGGAGCUUAGGGAAGCCCAAGCAUUUGUGGAAAAGUAUGAAGGAGCCUUAGGGAAAGGAAAGGGCAAGCACCUCUACGCCUACAGGAUGCUGAUGGCUAAGCUGACGGUUUUAUCUGUUUCAUUUCAGAAAUGGAUCAAGUUCAAGAGAGACUUUGAUAAUUUCAAGACCCAGUGUAUUCCCUGGGAAAUGAAGAUCAAGGACAUUGAAAGUCACUUUGGUUCUUCAGUGGCAUCAUACUUCAUCUUUCUCCGAUGGAUGUAUGGAGUUAACCUUGUCCUUUUUGCCUUAAUAUUUGGUCUAGUCAUCAUCCCAGAGGUGCUGAUGGGCAUGCCCUAUGGGAGCAUUCCCAGGAAGACAGUGCCCCGAGCUGAGGAAGAAAAAGCCAUGGACUUCGCCGUCCUCUGGGAUUUUGAGGGCUACAUCAAAUAUUCUGCUCUCUUCUAUGGCUACUACAACAACCAGAGGACCAUCGGGUGGCUGAGGUACAGGCUGCCCAUGGCGUACUUUAUGGUGGGGGUCAGCGUGUUUGGCUACAGCUUGAUGAUUGUCAUUAGAUCGAUGGCCAGCAAUACUCAAGGGAGCACCGGUGAGGGAGAGAGUGACAACUUCACAUUCAGCUUCAAGAUGUUCACCAGCUGGGACUACCUCAUUGGGAACUCAGAGACAGCUGACAACAAAUAUGUCUCCAUCACCACCAGCUUCAAGGAAUCUAUAGUGGAUGAACAAGAGAGUAACAAAGAGGAAAAUAUCCACCUGACAAGAUUUCUCCGUGUCCUGGCCAACUUUCUCAUUCUCUGCUGUCUGUGUGGAAGUGGGUACCUCAUUUACUUUGUGGUGAAGCGGUCACAGGAAUUCUCCAAAAUGCAAAAUGUCAGCUGGUAUGAAAGGAAUGAGGUGGAGAUUGUGAUGUCUCUGCUUGGAAUGUUCUGUCCCCCUCUGUUUGAAACGAUCGCUGCCCUGGAGAAUUACCACCCUCGCACUGGGCUGAAGUGGCAGCUGGGACGCAUCUUUGCACUUUUCCUGGGAAACCUCUACACAUUUCUCUUGGCCCUCAUGGAUGAUGUCCACCUUAAGCUUUCCAAUGAGGAGAAAAUCAAGAACAUCACUCACUGGACCCUGUUUAACUAUUACAACUCCUCAGGUGGGAAUGAAAGUGUGCCCCGGCCACCACCACACCCUGCGGAUGUGCCCAGGGGUUCUUGCUGGGAGACAGCCGUGGGCAUUGAGUUUAUGAGGCUGACAGUGUCUGACAUGCUGGUAACAUACCUCACCAUCUUGGUGGGGGAUUUCCUCCGAGCUUGUUUUGUCCGCUUCAUGAAUCACUGCUGGUGCUGGGACCUGGAGGCUGGCUUCCCCUCAUAUGCCGAAUUUGAUAUUAGUGGAAACGUGCUGGGUUUGAUCUUCAACCAAGGAAUGAUCUGGAUGGGCUCCUUCUACGCUCCAGGACUGGUAGGCAUCAAUGUCCUGCGCCUGUUGACCUCCAUGUACUUCCAGUGCUGGGCAGUGAUGAGCAGCAACGUGCCCCACGAGCGUGUGUUUAAAGCCUCCAGGUCCAACAACUUCUACAUGGGUCUGCUGCUGCUGGUGCUUUUCCUCAGCCUCCUGCCAGUGGCCUACACCGUCAUGUCCCUCCCACCCUCGUUUGACUGUGGCCCCUUCAGUGGGAAAAAUAGAAUGUAUGAUGUACUCCACGAGACCAUUGAAAAUGAUUUUCCUAAGUUCCUGGGCAAGAUCUUUGCAUUCCUUGCCAAUCCAGGCCUGAUCAUUCCAGCCAUCCUACUGAUGUUUCUGGCCAUCUACUACCUGAACUCGGUUUCAAAAAGUCUCUCCAGAGCUAAUGCCCAGCUUCGAAAGAAAAUCCAAGCGCUCCGUGAAGUUGAGAAGAACCACAAAUCCAUCAAAGGAAGAGCUAUAAUCACUAAUUCUGAGGACACACUUAAGAACAGCUCCAAAAAUGCCACCCAGCUACAACUCACUAAGGAAGAGCCCACAUCUUAUUCUCCCAGCCAAAUCCAGACCCUGGACAAGAAAGUGAAGGGCCCUGGCAGCUCCAGUACUAAUGGCAGGGCCUCACAGCCUACCUCCCGGCACCUUGUUGGGUCUCAGCCACCGAGAGUCAGACCAGAUUCUGGCCAACCCCAGUCUCAGACUUAUAUAUGCAGGUCAGCUUCUGGAAAGAGUACCAAGAGGCCUCACAACUGAUGGCUGGCAUUCGUGGAUCUCCCGGCCCUGGGCUUGAGCCACAGGCUCUACUUCUUUGUAUAUCCCUUCCCUUCUCCUCUCACACUCAUGCAUGCGUCCAUAUCACACAUGUAACAUAUGAACUUUAAUCCUUGCUCUCCAGCCCUAAACUACUCAAAGGGAAGGGCAAUGGCAUUCCAUGAUUUGGAGAGUAGCAGGAGCUACAACCUUGCCCAAACUAACUGGCCUUCCUAGUGUCUUGUUCAGGCAACCUGGACCCCACACACUAGUGGUUUCCCUUGGUUCCAGACUUAGGAGGUGGAGAUGGAGGCCAUGACUCCCUGUGUGGACUUCUUCCAUGGUGAACAUGAUGGGACCCAGUUUCUGCAGCUCCUUGGACGGAACUACAGUGUGGAGGAGCCUACAUUUCUAUCAUCACCCUAUCCAAAGGAGACUAGAUGCUUCAACAGCAGGGCCAAGCACAGGCAAACAGAAGUAGAUGAGCCAGAAUCCUUUAACAGGAAGAUCACUGAUACCCAACACCCAACCUGAGGGAAACUGAUGCCAAUUAAGCACAGAAACUGCACUGGAGCCUCCUGGCAGCAAGACAGAGGAACACAUGGGCAACAGUUCUUCUGAUCCAACUGAAGAAAACCUGAGGAUUGCUCAAGACAGGGAAGUCUUUUUCAUGCACCAAAUUCUAAAAAGAAUUGGAUAACUUGUUUCCUGUAUAAGGGUUCUUGAAAGUGGUGGUUCUAGACCGGUCUAAGUCAGGGAAGCCAGGCCAUUAAGGAGGCUUUGCUAGCAGCUGAAGGCUUAGUAAUGUUCUCUAGAAACCCCAAGUGUUCUACAGACAGUACUUUCCUCUGCUGUGUGUUCCCAGACCCAAGGGAGCAGCAAAGCUUCAGGACCAAUGGAGCACUUCACCCCAUGUCUCUGAAUAUUCUGAAGGAAGCCCCUUCUUUUAGCCAGUUACUCUUGUUGUAGCCCUCUAGGUACUCCCAUGCAUUGUACAUUAGGCAAAGUCUUGGUAAUCAGAAGACUUCACAGCUACUCAUAGAUGAUAUAAUUAAAACAGUUUUCAAAGCCAGGCGUUGGUAGAGCAUACCUUUAAUCCCAGCACUCAGGAGGCAGGGGCAGGCAGAUCUCUGUGGGUUGGAGGCCAGCCUGGUCUACAGGGUGAGUUCCAGGACAGACUCCAAAACAAUACAGAGAAACCUUGUCUUGAAAAACAAAACAAAACAAAACAAAACAAAAAAACAGUUCUCAAACUCAACUUCACUCAUGAGUGGUAAUGGGAUGAGAAUGCAGACAUGGGAGCAGGAGAAACAGGGUAACUUCACCUCAGUCCAUCCUAACAAGAUGAAGAUCUCCAUGGAAACUCAGUGAGCCUCCAGAUCUGACACCACCUGCAAGUCACACACUGCUUUCUGGGGACAAACAUACUAGCUGUAAGCUUGCCAAAGAUAUCAACACAGGAACUCAGGCAAUUUAACCCAUGCCAGCCAGCAAAGCCCACAGCAGCUUCGUGCCUGCAUCAUCUUGCUUGCAUAACACCAACUCAGAAACAAGUGGGAGGCACCUUCUGAGCCAUCAGCCUCUGUUACUGUCGUGCCUCUUACAGUUAACAAUAUUCAUAAACGCCUACUACAAACCAAAUAAAUCACCUGUUUUGAAGAUGCAUAAUUCUAUGUUAGUGAAUAUAUUUGCUGUCUAUUGCUAUGUAUCAAAUUAGCCCCUAAAAUGACAUCUUAAAAUGGGCUGGGCAUAGUGGCACAUGCCUAUAAUUCUGGGCACUUAGGAAGCAAAGGGAAGAGUCUGCAUCAAGU
This is a messenger RNA of Cricetulus griseus (Chinese hamster), 4175 nucleotides long. NCBI's taxonomy places the organism in Eukaryota, Metazoa, Chordata, Mammalia, Rodentia, Cricetidae. The record is from RefSeq and is a predicted model, not a curated record.